This is a messenger RNA of Colossoma macropomum (tambaqui), 1428 nucleotides long. RefSeq names its product iodothyronine deiodinase 3a (gene dio3a). The record is from RefSeq and is a predicted model, not a curated record. Gene Ontology annotation, molecular function: thyroxine 5'-deiodinase activity. NCBI's taxonomy places the organism in Eukaryota, Metazoa, Chordata, Actinopteri, Characiformes, Serrasalmidae. The transcript has a single exon.
AGAGAGAGUAAUAUAGAGAGAGAGAUCUCCCCCAUGCAACUCCUCACCCCCGUUAUAUAAAGGCCCAUCGGGUGCGCUUCUCCUCCGUCCAGUGGAGAGCCAUGAACACGGCGGAGGCGCUGCGGAGCGCGCUCGCCUGUCUCGCGUUGCUGCCGCGCUUCGUGUUCGCGGCGAUCGCGCUGUGGCUCCUCGACUUUCUGUGCGUGCGGAAGCGCGUGCUGGUGCGAGCGAGGGCGCGGGACGAAGAGGAGGAGGUCGAGGGCGAGGCAGAAGAAAAGGAGGGCAGGAACGCGGACGACGACGACGACGACCCGCCGCUCUGCGUGUCCGACUCGGACCGUAUGUUCAGUGUGGCGUCGCUGCGGGCCGUGUGGCAUGGCCACAAGCUGGACGCGCUGAAGGCGGCGCGCGUGGGCCGCGCGGCGCCCAACAGCGAGGUGGUGCGCCUGGCGGACGCGCGCCGCCGCCGCAUCCUGGAGUACGCGCGCGGCGCGCGGCCGCUCGUGCUCAACUUCGGUAGCUGUACCUGACCGCCGUUCAUGACGCGCCUCCGCGCCUUCGGCCGCCUUGUGCGCAGCUACGCCGAUGUGGCAGACGCGCUGCUGGUGUACAUCGAGGAGGCACACCCGUCAGACGGCUGGGCGAGCUCGGAUGCGCCCUACCAGAUCCCGCGCCACCGCUGCUUGGAGGAGCGUCUGCGCGCAGCGCGCCUCAUGGAGCGCGAGGCGCCGCCCGGUUGCCCCGUGGUGGCGGACGGCAUGGAGAACACGGCCAAUGCGGCGUACGGCGCCUACUUCGACCGCCUCUACAUUGUGCAGGACGGCAAGGUGGUGUAUCAGGGCGGCCGAGGGCCCGAGGGCUACCGCAUCUCCGAGCUCAGGGACUGGCUGGACGAGUACAGGAGGCGCCUGCGCGAGAAGAGGGACGCCGUGGUUCACAUGUAGCUUUGGGGGGCGAAAAUAAAUCGAAGCGACCGUUUUGGAGACGGGGACGACAAAGCUGCUAUUAAUUUCUGUGGAAUCUCUAUCAAGAGGACAUUCUCUCGAAACAAGGACGUUUUUCUUCUCUCCUCAGUGUUUUUCUGUGCUCCUUCAUGUCUCCCUUCGUCUCCAGUGGUGUUUUUCUGACUAGUUUAGAGGUAGUUAACUUGCUCUAGCUCAGCGUCCAGUGUGUGAUCAUGAACGUGUGUGUGUGGCUCCAGGCACUUGGACGACUUACGCUCACCUCUGUUCUCCUUCUCGUAUUGCUGUGAAGGUCGGUUUUUAAACGGUUUCCCAACCAGAAAACCGAUACUGAUAAUUUUAAAUACGGCGAGGGAAAUAGAAGUGAUUUAUGUCUGUUUUGUCUGAUUUUUUGUGCCGUCCACAAAUCACUUUGUAAAUUAUUCCUUUAUAUCAAACACGUUUUGUAAUAAAACCUCUAAUAGAA